AGGACCCCCUAAUAUUGAAUCGCGAGUGAAUCUGAGUCUUGAAUCGCGAGUGAGUGAGUGGAGUCAGUCGUUCGGUGUCGGCGUUGCCAUUCUGUCGACGAGUGUUGGUUGUGGUGCCGGGGGUGGUUGUGGUGCCGCCGACUCGGUCACUCACUCAACGGCUAUGGUGGUCGGAGGAUGCCGUCGUGCGCUGUAGCGGGCUGCCGGAACCGAUCAAGCAACACCGCUUCUUCCGGCGUGAGUGAGCACCGAUUUCCGCGUGACCCUGCGGUGCGCCAGGUCUGGGCAGACUUUUGCAAACGAAGCGAGGACUUUGAGCCCAGUCGGACCGCGAUCCUGUGUUCUGCGCACUUUGUGCAGGACUGUUUUGAGCGUGACCUGUGUGCCGAGCUGACCGGAUACAAGCGCGUCCGGAAGCUGAAGCCCGGAGCAGUGCCGACCAUUCAGCCCGCGGGCAUGAGUGAGGGCGCGGGUGGUGACAGCGACGCGGGUGUUGUUGUCGUCAAGUCCGCCAUGGCGCCGCUCAAGAACGGCUCUCCCGCGCAUGGCGUCGAAAACACUACUGGUGGCGAUGACAGCGUGCGGAAACUGAAGGCGGAGGAGCAGAAACGGCGCCCAGCGGCCACCGGGGCGGCAGUAAUGGCCGCCGGUAAAGGCAACCACCCUUCGGUGAACGGGCAGAACCACACGGAAGAGAUGGAGGUGGAUGUGGAAGACAAAUCCAGAGGCAGCGCGACGCCCGUGUCGUGCAAUGGUGACGUGGACGACGGUGACGCUGCUUCUUCCCGGGGUACGAGCCCGCCAGCGACGAGAAUCGAGGUGCGUUUUAUAAUCACUGCCGUUCUGUAUUUGAGUGAAAACAUUCGAUGGACGAUUGUAGAGCCUGGAUUAUGA
Notodromas monacha is the source of this 894-nucleotide messenger RNA. The record is from the annotation of a GenBank genome assembly. Lineage: Eukaryota; Metazoa; Arthropoda; Ostracoda; Podocopida; Cyprididae.